Messenger RNA from Xiphophorus maculatus (southern platyfish), 3270 nucleotides. RefSeq names its product nucleolar transcription factor 1-A-like (gene ubtfl). NCBI's taxonomy places the organism in Eukaryota, Metazoa, Chordata, Actinopteri, Cyprinodontiformes, Poeciliidae. The record is from RefSeq and is a predicted model, not a curated record.
GAAGGUUUCGUAUUUUAAACGGAUUUCUCGGUUUUUCUGCUCGGUUGUCCCCGAGUCCCCGGAACAUUCAUGGCGGCUUCGCAGUGAGGCUUUCUGGGGGACCGACUUCGAUCCUUCCCGCUGCGACCCGAUAGCAGCUCCUGGUUCUAGUAAUCGGGUCGGUUCGGCCGGGGGAACCGCAGAUGGUGUGUUUCCAGAACCUUUCAACAGCAUUCCAGGUCAUUUCAGACCGUUUCUGCGGUUUUCUGUUGCAAGAGGAUUAUCGGCUGCACAUGUCGGAACCAGCGGUUCUGCGGAGAUUAAACCACAGAAACGGUUUAAUCUCCGCAGUUUGGCCGCUUUCACUCCUAAUUUAGACAGAUUCCCGUGCGCCUUCCAGCGAAUGCUACGUGCUGACUCCUGCCGGAGGAGGAACGCCAUUACCGGGGCAGCUGCAGCCAGGCGGCCCGCUCAGUCCGCGGGGCCCCGGGCAGGCUCCUGAAGGGCGGCCCCUGAUGGCCCCCAGAGCUCGGUGGAGACCCGGACCCGUCAGCACAGCAGGUCCCGGUUCAACAGAAAACCCCACAUGGUUUCUCGAAACAGAACCAGAGCCGGUCCGGUUCAGAACGACACGGAGUGGAGUUCCCAGCUGCUGCUGCUGCUGCAUCAGCCAGACCGCUGCUGCUCAGUCCUGCCCCCUACCGGCCAGCCGAGGAGGAGGCAGCACCACCUCCUCCAGGAGUCCUGACCCGACCCAAAGGGAGGUUCUGGAGGGUUCUUUGGUGAAACUAUGCUCAUCUAAAAGUAGCGGCAGAGCCUCCGUCACGAUGAACGGCAGCAGCAGCAUCUCUGCGGCUCAGAGGAUCAAGGCUGAAACAGACGCGUGGAGCCAGGAGGACUGCCUGACGCUGCUGGAGCGGAUCCGCGGUCUGCUGCCCGACGGAGACGCCAUGAAGUACAAAACCACCGAGUCGCACUUCGACUGGGACAAGGUCGGCUUCGGCCGCUUCACCGGGGACAUGUGCCGCCAGAAGUGGCAGAAGGUCUCCUCCGAGGUCCGGAAGUACCGGACCAUGACGGAGCUCAUUGUGGACGCCAUUGAGUUUGUCAAGAACCCGUACAAAGGCAAGAAGCUGAAGACCCACCCGGACUUCCCCAAAAAGCCGCUGACUCCCUACUUCCGCUUCUUCAUGGAGAAACGGGCCAAAUACGCCAAGAUCCAUCCGGAGAUGAGCAACCUGGACCUCACCAAGAUCCUGUCCAAGAAGUACAAGGAGCUGCCAGAUAAGAAGAAGCAAAAGUACAUCACAGAGUUCCAGCGGGAGAAGGAGGAGUUUGAGAAGAACAUGGCCCGGUUCAGGGAGGAGCAUCCGGACCUGAUGGAGGAGAGGAAGAAGUCGGACCUGCCGGAGAAACCCAAGACGCCCCAGCAGCUGUGGUACAACCACGAGAAGAAGGCCUACAUGAAGCUGCACCCAGAGGUGAGUCAGAAGGAGCUGAAGGAGGCGCUGAGGAGGCAGUGGUCCCAGCUGUCCGACAAGCGCAGGCUGAAGUGGAUCAGCAAGGCGCUGGAGCUGCAGAAGGACUAUGAGGACAGCAUGAGGGCGUACCACGAGGCCCACCCAGACUCCAACUCAGAGGAACACGUCCGCUCUGUCCUCACCAAGGCCGAGAGACAGCUGAAGGACAAGUUCGAUGGACGGCCCACCAAGCCGCCGCCGAACGGUUACUCCCUGUACUGCGCUGAGCUGAUGGUCAACAUGAAGGACGUGCCGAGCACCGAGCGCAUGGUGCUGUGCAGCAAGCAGUGGAAGAUGCUGACCCAGAAGGAGAAGGACAUGUUCCAGAAGCGCUGCGAGCAGAAAAAGAAGCAGUACGACGUGGACCUGCAGCGCUUCCUGGAGAGCCUUCCUGAGGAGGAGCGGGACCGAGUCCUGACAGAGGAGAAAAUGGGCGGAGCCAAGCUGAAUGUGGGUGUGGUUCCCAGCCCUCUCAGAGCCAAGUCUCCAUCGGUCAAGGUGCCGCCAGAACCACAACCAGAACCAGAACCAGGUGGCUGACUGAGCCCAGCUUCUGUCUUGCUUCAGGAGCGCGGCCGGGAGGCGGAGCCAGAGGCGUGGCCAGCAGCCGCAGGCGGAGCCUCAGCGCCCAGAGAGCGACGGGACGCCAGGAAGACAGCGAAGCUUCCAGAGACGCCGAAAACCGCCGAGGAGACGUGGCAGCACAGCGUGACAGGAGAUUACCUGGCCAAGUACCGGAGUGACCGCAGGAAGGCGCAGGCGGCGAUGGAGGCGGCUUGGCGCUCCAUGGAGAAAAAGGAGAAAAUUCCCUGGAUCAAGAAAGCAGCAGAGGACCAGAAACGUUACGAGAGGGAGCUGUUGGAGAUGAGAGCGCCCCCUGUCGGCCAGAGAAAGCCCAAGUUCGAUGGGGAGCCGAAGAAGCCUCCAGUGAGCGGCUACCAGAUGUUCUCCCAGGAGCUGCUGACGAACGGAGAGCUGAACCACUUCAGUCUGAAGGAGCGCAUGGUGGAGAUCGGCAAGCGCUGGCAGAAGCUCAGCCAGGCGCAGAAGGACAAGUACAAGAAGCAGGUGGAGGAGCAGCAGGUGGAGUACAAGGCCCACCUGGAGGCCUGGGUCAAGUCGCUGUCCCCACAGGACCGCGCCGUCUACAAGGAGUUCUCCUCCUCGAAACGUCGCAGCAGCUCCUCCAAAGCCACCGCCAGCCCCGUGGCCAAGGUCCGGGUGACGGCGAAGGGGAAGGUGGGCGGAGCCAGGGCUGUGACCCCAGGGGUCACCGUGGGGAAGAGGGCCAUGGCAUAUCGCGCCAAGCAGGACAUGUCUGACUCCGAUGAGGAGGAGGAGAAGAGCGGUUCCUCAGACUCUGAUGAAGACGAUGAGACAUCAGGAAGUUCAGACAGCGAGGAUGAAGAUGAGAACGAUGACGAUGAAGAGGAGGAUGACGACCAAUCUUCCUCGGAGGAAUCCAGCGAGUUGGACUCAGAUUAGCCCUGCCCACUCAUUGAAGAGGACAGGCUGUGCAGGCCACGCCUCCUCCUCUGCCAGUCAUCCAAUGCGAGGCAGCGCUGUUGGAAGUGGGCGGAGCCUGUUACAAGCGUUUCAGUUUAUAUUUACUUGGUUUUUAUCUGACAGACAUUUCAGGAUGAUGGCUUCCUGUUUGUUCUUCUUGGUGGGCGGGGUUUGUACAUGAUGACAUGCAGGGGGCGGAGUCAGUGUUGGACCUCCAAUCAGCCGGAGGCCGAGAGAAACUCAAUAAAUGCACUUUUUCCAAACC